CUCAUGUAGAAUGUAGCAUUAUUCACUUGAACUUGAAGGUAUUUUGAAUAGAAAUCAAUGUGAGUUUUGCCUGUGGUGGAGUCUAUCGCAAGGAGCUUGUCGCAUGGACACUUGGCAGUAGUCUUGGUUUUCAACCAUGGCUUUGGAUUGUCGACGCUCCGAAGACUUGAUGCGAAAAUUGGAGAAGGUCAAGCUAGACAUGACAGGAAAUCGCACAGAAUCUUGUUUUUGGCCGCAACGACAAGAGCUGCAAGAUACCUGCCGGUCUUUGCUGUUGGCAGACUUGGAAGUUGGCCUAGACGCACGGGUGGAACAUGAUCUGUGGAACUUGGCGUUUCAUCCGCAGAUCAAAUUUCUUCAAGCUGCAGUAAAGAAAAGUCGUGGUAGUGCAGCUGUGGAAGGUGCUCAGGCUAACCUCUCCCUUUUCUUAGACUUUGCUCUAGGAUUUUACAUGCAGCUGUUGCAAGAGCUGGCUGCAAAGUUCUGCAUAGAUGUUCCAUUUCAUGCUUGUGGGCGUUGGCUUGGUGUAGUCACAGAUAUCAGUGUGGAAACUCAAUCACUGGCUCCACCACAAGCAUACAUUUGCCAAUACUGCUUAUGUCACUUGGGUGAUAUCAGUCGCUAUCGUCAUCAGCAUCGUCAAGCCGGUCAGUACUAUCAGUUUGCAGCUCAGCUUCGCCCUUGCAAUGGUCAUCCGUAUCGUCAACUUGGUGUGUUGGCAGUAGCAGAGGAUCAGCCACUGGAAGCUGUGCUGUACUACUGCAAAAGCCUAUGCGUGCUUCAUCCUUUCACCUUGACAGAUUGUAACUUGACUGCAUUGCUGGCAAAGUAUUCUUCACUGGAAGGUCUGGAGGUGACGUUCACAAACGGAUGGCUGACAUUUUUGUCAUGUGCACUCCGUGCCAUCAAGUCUGACGCCAGCUCAUCGGAGGACAUUGAUGACAUAACGCCACUUCUUCAUCCGAAUGUGGAGGAUCAUAUCACAAGUGGGAACGCAAACGUUGGCAAAGAUUUGCUAUGCGUCGCUGUUAGCAGUGUGUACAUUCUAAUAUGGCUGCGACCAAACGAUUCAGAGACAUCUUUAGUGCGCGAAGGUUCAGACUCCUGUUGGCAACAAGCAUCUAGGACAAUCAUGGGCGUCUUUGACAUGCUGGCAUCGCACUUGAAGACACGUCCAACGUUGGUUUUACCAGCGGUGUCGGUCUUCAUACAGUGUCUCACUCUGAAUUGGUCUGGCCUCUCCUUUCUCUUACCUAACAACAUUAUUUCUUCAAUUGUCGGCUAUCUCGGAAGCCUUACAUCUCCACCAGAGGCAAGAAAUCCUCUUCUUGAAGAGCUGGAUGGGUUUCUCCUGAAACAGGGUUAUCUCUCCGCAUACAGCCAUCCUGACACAUGCUACGAGGUGCUGAACGCUUUCUGUGAACAGCUUGUGCGCUUAGAUGAUAGACGUGUUCACUGCAAUGUCAAUGGUGUGUACGUUUAUCAUGAACCUCGUUCAUCCUUACUGGCCGAUACAUUCUCAACUUCUGCUCUUGGAAGUGCUAUUAGGCAGCCAUCGUCAGCCUCAGCCAUGAUAAGUCAGCAGCGACGCUCUGUACAGGCCAGUGCUGCUGCUGCUGCUGCUGCUGCUGCUAGCGGUCCAGCUAGCUCGUCGUUCACAGCGUCCUCUGGAGUUCGACUUGCUGCCGUGUUCUCCUCUCCGAGAACGGAACCCAGCAACACUCGUCCGAAGUGACCAUGAGCUGUACAACACGAUACACCCUUGAGAUGCCUUCCUUCCCUUGAGAAAACUAGCAACAAUGAUGUUGCAAGUGAUGGCCACGCCGCAACUCCAUGCCUACGACACUGCUGGAGCAAUGCCACCACACUCCGGCGCCAUGAUGAGUACGUGGUGCGAGGCAACUUGAACAAGUAACGAAGGCCAGCGGUACUAAUCCAGGUGCACCAACUACAUCCGCGGCAGCUGAGUGCUCAACACUUGACAUGGAGUAAACUACUAUAAUGCCCAUCCACUGCAUGUGUGCGUGCGUGUGUGGAGGUGGGCCUGCCUCACAACAACUACCUUGUCACGUACAAUGUUUUACACAGGGCGCGUCUAGCAAUGCCAACCAGGUAGCUUGCAACAACACCAUACUGAACUAUGUCCGCCGUGUACAUCACCUUCUACAGACCAACAACAACAGCAGCAGCAGCAGCAGGAGCAGCAGCAGUAACAGCUGUAGAUUGCCAUGCACAACUGUGGCCCCUGGGCAAGGCUGUGAUUGCAGUCACACCGGUGCUCUCUGGUUUUUUUUUCUUGGUUCACCUGAACCAGCAUGCCAACUAACACAGAAGCAGCAGCAGCAGCAUCACCAGUCAACCUGCUGCCAUGCAUCCCGCAGCAAUCACGCCUGCCUCCUCGUCAUCCUGUGCCAACUGCUACUCUUCACAGAGCACAGAGCACAUAGUCGUGUGUACAGUGUGUGCCUUGGAGCUGCUACUGCAAAGCCGAACACAACACAACACAACUUCAUUAUUUCCUUCAGAAUUCAAUGGAAUGUAGUGUGCUAGUAUGGGGAUGGCCUUGGCAUGGGUCUUAUGCUAGUGAAACAUACGAUACACAACCAGUAACUAACAGCGGAAUACAUCAUCAUUGUUAUGAACAACUAAUGGCAACAGCCACCAAUAACGUUAUUAUGAAUUGAAUGCCUAUCGGUGUGUAAUUCUGAAAGGUUCCUAUAAGAGAGCAGUGAAAAACAAUGCCACUUCGACGUGAACAAGAAUUCACAAGGAAAUGAAUGCUAGUGGCUGCUCACUGGACUAGCAAGGAAACGGAAUAAAAUAUGGCAAUGUCGUCGUAUCUUGAACAUUCCACUGGGCUCCUGUUGAUUCCUUCCACUGUUCGCAGUCUUGUUGGUGUUUCCUUCUAAUCAGUCCUGCAGCCAUAUCCAGAAGUUUAAAAGAAACCGUGCAUUUAUAUUUUAGCUUGUCCUUCUAUACACGAUAUACAUGUAGCUUGUAAACUGUCUAAAGAGGCCUCUCUACCUCUCUCCAUCCCUGUGCUCGUUAUGCGGAUAUGUACAAUGUUAUUGUGUGUGUGUGUGUAGCCAAGUUCCUCACGCAAUUUAUUCGUCUUGCAUUUCAUACUGCACUUUAUCAUUGUAUGCUCAUCAAGUUUUUGAGAGAAAUAAAAGAGACCAAAAACGCUGUAUUUCUUGGAAUAAGCCACGUGGGGUCUACUCGUUCUUUGUUCCUCAAUGACAUCAAGCUGGCUGGCAUCAACACCAGGUACGAUGUCAUGAUAGAUGUUUUUUUUUUGUUUUCUGAUCAAGAUACAAGUACAAUGUAGUACAUGUACAGUGCGUAUCGGUUAUAGUGUGGUCGUGUAAAAGAAUAUACUGCCUACAAGAAUGAACUCUCAUGUUUUCAUAAUCAUAACAUGGAUUUCAAGUGCACAUUUAUUCUUACAAGCAAUUUUAUCCCAUAAUAGAAUAUAUCGGUCCUAAGAAUGGACUUUGUGUAGCGAAACAUGCCAGAUUAGUACAAAUUGUAUCGCCUGUAGUAAUAACAUCUGUCCAAUUC
Molecule: messenger RNA, 3561 nt
Organism: Sycon ciliatum
Lineage: Eukaryota; Metazoa; Porifera; Calcarea; Leucosolenida; Sycettidae
Product: nonsense-mediated mRNA decay factor SMG7-like
Exons: 23
Coding region: 137-1735 (532 amino acids)
Biological process (GO): nuclear-transcribed mRNA catabolic process, nonsense-mediated decay
Cellular component (GO): telomerase holoenzyme complex
Molecular function (GO): protein binding; telomerase RNA binding; telomeric repeat DNA binding
Source: RefSeq, a predicted model, not a curated record